GGCGGAGGAGCGCAGGCAGCGGAGGUGACUGAGGCACUGGAGCUCGCCAGGCGGAGGUGGGCUGAAGGGAGCGCGGUUAGAGGAGGUGCAGGAGACGGUGGCAGCAGUCGAAAAGGCAGCGGAGCGGCGCCCCGGGUGGGCUCAUGGAGCUCGAGAAUAUCGUGGCCAACACGGUGCUGCUCAAGGCGCGCGAGGGUGGAGGAGGGAACCGAAAGGGCAAAAGCAAGAAAUGGCGCCAAAUGUUGCAGUUUCCACACAUCAGCCAGUGUGAAGAUCUUCGGCAUACAUUGGAGCGGGACUACCACAGCUUGUGUGAAAAACAGCCCAUAGGCCGCUUGCUCUUCCGGCAGUUUUGUGAAACCCGGGUGGAGCUGAUGCGCUGUGUCAUGUUCCUGGAUGCUCUGGCAGAGUAUGAAGUGACACCUGAUGAAAAACGGAAGGAGUGUGGGCAGAUACUGAUUGAGACAUACCUGAACCCUAAGAGUGCAGACCAUGUGCCUGAAGUUCCCUCACACCUAGUAAAUCUGUGCUCAGAGCGACUGGAGCAGGAGCCAUGUAAAGAGCUCUUCAAGGAAUGUACCAAGCUCAUCCAUGACUACCUGAGUGUGGCACCUUUUGCUGACUACCUUGACAGCAUCUACUUCAAUCGUUUUCUGCAAUGGAAAUAUCUGGAAAGGCGGCAUGUGACCAAGAACACUUUCCGCCAGUAUCGUGUACUAGGAAAGGGAGGCUUUGGAGAGGUAUGUGCUUGCCAAGUAAGAGCCACUGGGAAGAUGUAUGCCUGCAAGAAACUUGAGAAGAAAAGAAUAAAAAAGAGGAAAGGGGAAGCUAUGGCUUUGAACGAGAAGCAGAUAUUGGAGAAAGUGAACAGUAGGUUUGUAGUGAGUUUGGCCUAUGCAUAUGAAACGAAAGAUGCUCUGUGCUUGGUCUUGACCCUCAUGAAUGGAGGGGACCUGAAGUUCCAUAUCUACCACAUGGGAGAAGCGGGCUUUGAGGAGCCGCGAGCUGUUUUCUAUGCUGCUGAAAUCUGCUGUGGUUUGGAAGACCUUCACCGUGAGAGAAUAGUAUACAGGGAUUUGAAGCCUGAGAACAUCUUGCUGGAUGAUCACGGUCACAUCCGCAUUUCUGACUUGGGGCUUGCUGUUUAUGUUCCGGAAGGCCAGACGAUAAAAGGUCGGGUGGGAACAGUCGGCUAUAUGGCUCCUGAGGUAGUAAAGAAUGAGCGAUACACGUUCAGCCCUGAUUGGUGGGCCCUAGGAUGCCUGCUCUAUGAGAUGAUUGAGGGGCAGUCUCCCUUCCAGCAGCGCAAAAAGAAGAUCAAGCGUGAAGAGGUGGAACGCCUUGUGAGGGAUGUGCAGGAGGAGUACUCGGAAAAGUUCUCACCUGCUUCUCGCUCCUUUUGUUCCAUGCUCCUCUGCAAGGACCCAAUGGAACGGCUGGGUUGUCGAGGUACUGGAACCAAAGAGGUGAAAGAGCACCUGCUCUUUAAGCAUUUGAAUUUCAAGCGGUUGGAAGCAGGGAUGCUAGACCCACCAUUCAAGCCUGAUCCUCAAGCAAUUUAUUGCAAGGACGUGUUGGACAUUGAGCAGUUCUCCACUGUCAAGGGAGUUGAGCUGGAACCUACAGACCAUGACUUCUAUCAUAAGUUUGCAACGGGUAGUGUCUCCAUUCCCUGGCAGAAUGAGAUGAUAGAGACUGAGUGUUUCAAGGAGCUGAAUGUCUUUGGUCCAGAUGGUGCUGUUCCUCCUGACCUGGACUGGAAGGGGCAACAACCUCCCCAGCCCAAAAAAGGCCUUCUGCAACGUCUCUUUAGCCGACAGGACUGUUGUGGGAACUGCAGUGAAAGUGAAGAGGAACCCACUCGCCUAUAGGUGGUGCAGCUAAUGUAUUCUCUCUAUGAGCCUGGCCAGGCGGCAAGCUGACUCUACACAGGAGAUGGUACUGGCUUAGCGGACGGUCCAGCAUAUGCUAGCUGGACAAAUACGGGCUCAUUCUUUCAGGGUGGCAGCAGACACUUGCUGGACAGAGGAAGUGCUCCAGGACUGGGGAGAACAGGCCCCUCUGUGGAGAGGUCUUUGGUGUACCGCCAAAGGACCACCCUGCUGUAGCACCUCUUCCACAGCAGAGAGAUGAUGGCAGGAGCCAGUGAAACAUUCCAGGGCUGGCCCUGGCCUCAGGCCUCCCAUCUGCUCAUCUGUUGGAGUUUGUUUUAUAUAUUUAUAUUGAUAUAUCUAUGAAUGUAUGUAUAUAAACAUAUACAUUUUUAAUUGUCAGGGAGGGGGGGUCCUUCUGCAUUUCUCUCCUUUCCUACCCUUGUGGUCACUGUGCACCAGAAACAUCUGGUUCCCGUGCAAGUCAUCUAUCUCAUGUGCUGGUAGAGAUGGAUGGUGGGAGACAACAGGGCAGGGCAGCUGUAUCACAAGGGCAAUCACUACUAGCAGAUGUAGUUCACAGGGAACAACUUCGGCCACCCUGUCCAUUCAUGCCCCCACCUGAUUUGCUGUAUUACCGUAACGCACUGUGAGAGAAGCAGAAACAGCUGAGACUCUCUUUAGGUAUGUAGACUUGUUUAGGCAGCACUCAUUUGAGGGGUCUCCCCUGGGAUGGCAGGCUAUGGAUCUUGCCUCUAGAUAAUGGUCUGAUGGGAAUCCUGAAGUGCUAGAAUAGCAUGCUGAUUCCUGGCUUUAAUGGCUUGUAUGGGACUCCAUUGGGUGUGGCAGUGAAUGGGCAGGAAGCUGUUUGUAUUUCUGCCUUCUGUCAGGAGCUUCCAUAGGAAUUAAGCCUGCCUUUCUCUCUCUCCUCUCCCCCCCCCCCAAAGAAAUGAAGCAGUUCUACUGUUGUUUUCCAAAAGGAUGAGUCUAAAGGGAUCCUGCCACCUGUGCCAGUGUGGGAAGAACAUGCACAAAUUCAAGCCUGGAGUUUUGAGCCCUCUGGGCUCUUUGCCAAAGUCCUCAUCCUGUUUCCCCAUGGAAAUCUUUCAUUGUUCUUCAUGGCUGGGGCCCAUGCAGAGCAUUCAAAAAGCUCGCUUGACUGUCCUGCUGUAGUACUGCUCAUUGCCUGUACUAAAGGUUUCAGCCUUAUUGUUUCCUA
Molecule: messenger RNA, 3090 nt
Organism: Heteronotia binoei (common prickly gecko)
Lineage: Eukaryota; Metazoa; Chordata; Lepidosauria; Squamata; Gekkonidae
Gene: GRK6
Product: G protein-coupled receptor kinase 6
Exons: 16
Coding region: 144-1871 (575 amino acids)
Biological process (GO): protein phosphorylation; signal transduction; regulation of signal transduction
Cellular component (GO): cytoplasm; plasma membrane
Molecular function (GO): G protein-coupled receptor kinase activity; ATP binding
Source: RefSeq, a predicted model, not a curated record